CAUUCUGCAUUAUUUAGCUUCAAAGCAUUAAUACAAAAUGUUUGUUCUUUGUUUAGCUGUGUGGGGGGGGGAGUUAAUCCAUAGAGAGUUGAUUUCUACUUCGGUCUUUGUUUUAUUUUAAAGCCAAAAUUCCACCUUAAUGUGAACAUUUUCUGUUUUUGCUUAUGGGUUAAGUGGACAGUGGUGUGAUUUUUGUGGGGAAAUUUGGCCUUACAUAAUCAUAAAAUUAAAUUGAAAUCAUUCGUGGAGUGUGCACGUUACCCUCAUACUUGCGUUGCUUUUCUACGGGUUCUUCGACUGCCCCCCACAACCCCAAACCAUGCAUUAUAGAUUGACUAAAGACUGUCAACCAUUCGAUGGUGUAACUCGACUCUUGUCCAUCUGGGAUCUGUGCCUAAGGUUUGUCAUUCUGAGCGGGGAAAGCUAAAGAAAAAUGUCAUUCGUCCAUCCAUUCAUUUUUGAUAUCACAUAUUCUGUUUACAGAGAAUUGGAGGCUACUCACCCUGGAAUGAUCACUUUACAAAUUGAAAAAUGAUCAUUCACAAUCGCAUUUUCGCCAUCUGAAUGGGAACUGAGCACACAUGGUCAUUGUGUCAUCUUUAAAGCUGUAAGGGUUUUGUCGGCAUUUAAUUCAAUACAAUUAGAAUUUGGAUUUAAGUCUAUCCUGGUUCAAUCCGAUCAUUAGAAAAGAGCUUUGAGAUAGUGUGAAAUGCAAUAAGGAUGCCCUUUUAGAAUUUUAGUGUCAAUACUCAGUUUGUUUCAUAAGUUGGAAAUAUUAGAAUGUACUUCUUGUGACAUCUGUACUGGUCUGUGUAAUGUGUGCGUGCGCUUGCGUUUAUCAAUGUGUGUUAUUAUAGCAAUGAUGCAACCCAAAGGGGGCCUUUUUCUUUACUGUUUUGUUUACUGUUUGUCACUUCAAUUCAAAAUUCUGUUCAAAACUCAAUUCUUUUUUUGCAUGUGUGAUCAGUGAGAAUCUACUACAUGAAACACAAUGGGACCAUUCCAGGAGUAUGAGGAAAAGAAGUCUCCACAGAAAGGAAGCCCUCGGAGUCGCAUCCCACGUUUGGUCCUCCAGCCCUUCCAGCCAAAGGGCAAUGGCUCUCCUCUUUCUGACUCUCCUUUCUCAGAGGAGGAGGGCAAAGAGUGUGACAUCAGCUCAGAUCACUCCAAAAGAACAAUCAGCACCAACAGUUUUUACUCAGAUGACACCGGCUGCCCCACUAGUCAGUCUGUGUCCCCCUCCAAAACUCCGUCAGGCUCAGAGGAGAGUGCCCACAGCUCGCCAACACUACCCGAACGUAAGGCCAAAGUGAAGAGGGUACGAGUCAUAGCUGAGGGCAGUCGUGAACCACGGAGUACACCAAAGCACAAGAAGGCGCUGAGGUCGGCCAUGAAAACCAGAGGAAGUGAGGCAGACUUUAGCUCCUCCAGCAGUACAGGGAGCCUAAAAAGAAGAGAGAGCCUCACCAAAUCUGGAAAGAAGACUCUCUCUCGCAGUUUGCUCCCAGUCUUCAAACCAGCAGGGAGCCAGUCCCCCAACCGUGAUGCAGACCUAUACGCUCCUUACCAGGCUCCACCAAGAGCGGCAUCGUCAACCAAUAGUAGCAGCUGUAACUCCAGCCCUACAUCCAGGCGAGUAAACUUCAGCCGCUACCAUUCAUGUGGCGAUAACCAUGGAAUCAGACCCCCCAACCCUGAGCAAUACCUCACGCCUCUGCAGCAAAAAGAAGUGGCCAUCAGACACCUGAAAACAAAGCUACUGGAAUCUGACAGCAGGGUUCAUGACAGGGAGGCAGAAAUUGUGGAUCUCAAAGGCCAACUCAGCAGAAUGAGAGAAGACUGGAUUGAGGAAGAGUGUCACCGGGUUGAGGCCCAAUUGUCCCUCAAAGAAGCCCGUAAGGAAAUCAAACAGCUGCGCCAGGUUGUGGAGACCAUGAAGAGCAGCCUGAUGGAAAAAGAUAAGGGAAUACAGAAGUACUUCAUCGACAUCAACAUCCAAAACAGGAAGCUGGAGGCCCUCUUGCAAAGCAUGGAACUUGCUCAGAGUGGUGCCAACCUUCAAGAAGACAACACACAGGAAUUCCUCUUUCAGAGCCCUGAUAUAGUUGGGAAAAAGAUAGUUGGGGAUGAAGAAAUUGGAAUGGAGCUAGGAGAUCAAGGGGUGGAGGCCAUGGCUGACAGUGGGCUGCUAAUAAAUGACGAGAUGGCCAACAGAGGUGAUAUGUUGGAGCAGGUCUUCAUGUCCACUCCAGUAGAUUUUCGUCUGGACCCCAUCAACAAGCCGAAACCUGUGAUCGAAUCAGGCUUUGGAAUGUCCAUAUUAUCGGAAAUAUCCAAUCCAUCUCCACCGGCCAUACCAGCUACUAUCAACAGCUGCGUUUCAUGCUCUGUUAAGAAGACCGAAGAUAAGAAUCUCCAGACUGACAUGAUGCCGAUGUCACAUGACCUUCAGGCUCUCCUAUACCAGCUUCUCCGACUUGAAGGGAGUAGAAGACAGACUUUGUCCAUCUCCAGCACUGUUCUGGUUCUCCCAAACCUGGACACCCCUACGGCCACUUCUGCACAUUCCCCUGACUUGAGCUGUCCCCCACCCAACAUGCUGACCCCUACUCCACUUGACAGCAAAAUCAUCACAACUGACUCAGGCAUGGGCGACUCAGAACUGGUGGAGAACCCGCGGUUCAUGGAUGAGCUGGAUUUUGAGGUGAGCACAGAGAAACAACAUCCUUCACCGGGAUCAGGCGUGAUCACCAAGCAAUACUGGAGCAACAGUUUCCUGGUAGAUCUGGUUGCCGUCGCGGCGCCUGUGCUCCCCACAGUGGCUUGGCUAUACUCGCGACACGGUGUGGAUAAAAGCACUCCAGUCAACAUUGUGGCUCUCAUCAGAGGCUGUUGCAUCAUGGGAUUGCACUCCCUUCGACACAUCGCUCACAAGCCAGACGUAUAAUGGCUUCCGACUUGCAGGCACACGGCUCACUUUGAAUUAGAAGCACUUAAGCAUUUUUGAGAAUAUAUUCCUAUAUUAUUUGCUUUUCCUGAACACCUUUCCGCUGUUGAGUACAUCACUAUAUUUACUAUGAGUCUAAGCAAAAUUAUGACAUGGAAGGGAAUAUCUAUUAAUGAGUGUAGAGUUUAUUUAUAGUUUCUCAAUAAGAUGAUCAUCUGGGCAGAUGUUUUUUCUUAUUGUUUUAUAGAUGCUGUCCCAGGUCAUCCUUGCUGAAAAUCAAAGCACUUGUUCAGUUUUUGGGAAACAAAAGAUGGAAUGUUUGUAUCAGUUUUGUAAUGUUGAGUUGUCCAAAAAUGAACUUUAAUCCUUCAGCCAAAGCUUUAAUGUAAAAUCUAUUUUUUCCUCUUUCCCCCAAAUAAGCAGAGAUUUAUUCCUGUAAGUUGACCCUUUUGUAUUAACUGAAAGUUGAUGUUUCACAGCAAAUGACUGUUUGUGCCUAUGUGCAAUACCUGUACCCGUGGUUUGCAUCAGAUGUCCGUGUAUAUUA
This is a messenger RNA of Syngnathus typhle (broad-nosed pipefish), 3494 nucleotides long. It is a transcript of the gene sybu, whose product is annotated as syntabulin (syntaxin-interacting). The record is from RefSeq and is a predicted model, not a curated record. Bases 992 to 2947 code for a protein of 651 amino acids. Gene Ontology annotation, biological process: synapse maturation; axonal transport of mitochondrion. The transcript has 7 exons. Lineage: Eukaryota; Metazoa; Chordata; Actinopteri; Syngnathiformes; Syngnathidae. Gene Ontology annotation, cellular component: vesicle; cytoplasmic microtubule.